This is a messenger RNA of Haliotis rufescens (red abalone), 3558 nucleotides long. RefSeq lists its product as uncharacterized. Lineage: Eukaryota; Metazoa; Mollusca; Gastropoda; Lepetellida; Haliotidae. Bases 94 to 831 code for a protein of 245 amino acids. The record is from RefSeq and is a predicted model, not a curated record. The transcript is spliced from 3 exons.
ACCAUUAGUGAAACAAGUUUAGUCAUAAGAGCCAGACGAUGUCAGUGAACAAGAUCCCUUGACAUUAUUCCUGGGUGCGCAAAAGAAGACAGAAUGACAGACAUGUGUUCAAAGUCAAACGCUGCUGCUAUUGGUAUGUGUCUACUAGUAGAAGUCAUUGGAUUUGUUUGGUCAUGUACACAAUGCAAGGAUUAUCGUCUAGCGGAAUUUGAUGGAAAGGCUGUUACAGAUUUCCACCUCUCUACAUUCAUGAAUGUGAUGAUGCCGGCAUUUUGCAACAGAAGGUGUUCCGAGGACAACAGAUGCAAGUCCUACAGGUACAACCCAAGGAUAAGGACGUGCUCUACUUACGGCUGUGGUUACUCCGUCCUUGGGAAGACCUUGAACCCCGUGACUGACGAGGAUGGAUCACGACUCUAUUCUUUCUGUGGAAAGUCGUCGUUUGGAACGAAGUGCGUGACGUCUUCAAACUGUGCCUUUGGGAAGUCCAAAUGCGAAGACGGCGUCUGCACCUGCAUGUUUGGAGCUAGCUAUGACGUCAUGAGUGGCGACUGUCUGAUUCGCUGCACCGCCUAUGGCAAGGAAAUCAGUACUUACCCUGCCAGUGGAGUUGACUAUUGCAACUCCAAGGUCCUGAGCACGUCAACGAUACGGGCCUGCGCUGCAGCAUGCGAGGCAGAGACUGACUUCGUGUGUGUCAAUGCGGAGCUUGACAAUAAAGAUGAAACAUGCAACCUCUGCGACACGCCCGCUUUGGAGCUCCCUGUCGGGUAUCUCGUCACUAAUAUCACAGAAAACUGGCACCUGGCUAUCCGACACUGUGCACACUAACGGUACUGUGCACACUAACGACACUGUGCACACUAACUACACUUAGCACUUUAACGACACUGUACACACUAACGACACUGUACACACUAACGGCACUGUGUACACUAACGACACUUAGCACUUUAACGACACUGUACACACUAACGACACUGUACACACUAACGGCACUGUGCACACUAAUGACACUACACUAACGGCGCCGUACACACUAACGACACUAUAUUAAAGGCGCUGCACACACUAACGACACGGUACACACUGAUGACACAACACAAACGGCGCUGUGCACACGAACAACACUGUACACACCAACGGCGCUGUACACACCAACGGCGCUGUACACAACAACGGCGCUGUACACACUAACGGCACUACACACUAACGGCACUGUACACACCAACGGCGCUGUACACACUAACGGCACUACACACUAACGACACUGCAGUCUGACGACAUUGCACAAAAAUUACACUGCACACCAACGGCGAUGUGCACACUAACGACACUGUACACACUAACGACACUGUACACACUAAUGACACUGUACACACUAACGACACUGUACACACUAACGACACUGUACACACUAACGACACUGUACACACUAACGACACUGUACACACUAAUGACACUGUACACUAACGGCAUUGUACAGACAAACGACACUGUACACACGACACUCACCAAACGGCACUGUGCACACUAACGACACUACACACUAACGGCGCUGUACACACUAACGGCGAUGUGCACACUAACGACACGGUACACACUAACGACACUACACACUAACGGCGCUGUGCACACCAACGACACUGUACACACUAACGACACUACACUAAAGGCGCUGCACACACCAACGACACGGUACACACUAAUGACACUACACUAACGGCGCUGUGCACACUAACGACACUACACUAAAGGCGCUGCACACACCAACGACACAGUACACACUAAUGACACUACACUAACGGCGCUGUUUACACUAACGACACUACACAAAAGGCGCUGCACACACCAACGACACGGUACACACUGAUGACACUACACUAACGGCGCUGUGCACACUAACGACACUACACUAAAGGCGCGGCACACACCAACGACACAGUACACACUAAUGACACUACACUAACGGCGCCGUACACACUAUAGUAACGACACUACACUAAAGGCGCUGCACACACCAACGACACAGUACACACUAAUGACACUACACUAACGGCGCCGUACACACUAACGACACUACACUAAAGGCGCUGCACACACUAACGACACGGUACACAAUGAUGACACUACACAAACGGCGCUGUGCACACGAACAACACUGUACACACCAACGGCGCUGUACACACCAACAGCGCUGUACACACCAACGGCGCUGUACACACUAACGGCGCUGUACACACUAACGGCACUGUACACACCAACGGCGCUGUGCACACUAACGGCGCUGUACACACUAACGGCACUGUGCACACGAACAACACUGUACACACCAACGGCGUUGUACACUCUAACGACACUGUACACACCAACGGCGCUGUACACACUAACAGCGCUGUACACACCAACGGCACUGUACACACUAACGGUGCUGUACACACUAACGGCACUGUACACACUAACGGCGAUGCACACACUAAUGGCAUUGUACACACUGACGACACUGAGCACACGAACAACACUGUACACACCAACGGCGUUGUACACUCUAACGACACUGUACACACCAACGGCGCUGUACACACCAACGACACUGUACACACUAACGACACUGUACACACCAACGGCGCUGUACACACUAACGACACUGUACAUACUAACGGCGAUGCACACACUAAUGGCAUUGUACACACUGACGACACUGAGCACACGAACGGCACUGUACACGCUAACGACACUGUACACACCAACGGCGAUGUACACACUAACGGCACUGUACACACUAACGACACUGUACACACCAACGGCGAUGUACACACUAACGGCACUGUACACACUAACGACACUGCACACACCAACGGCGAUGUACACACUAAUGGCACUGUACACACCAACGACACUGUACACACCAACGACACUUUACACACCAACGGCGGUGUACACACUAACGACACUGUACACACUCACGGCGAUGCACACACUAAUGGCGUUGUACACACUAACGACACUGAGCACACGAACGGCACUGUACACACUAACGACACUGUACACACCAACGGCGAUGUACACACUAACGGCGCUGUGCACACUAACGACACUGUACACGCCAACGACACUGUACACACCAACGGCGAUGUACACACUAACGACACUGUGUCCACAAAUCAGAACGGACAACACGAUAUUUCUCAUUUAUUUAUAUGGUAUUCGCAUGUCUGUCAUACGAAAAGAGUUUCGUUACUUGUGAAGGCAAAGUGACUGUUGCCCGAAAGACCAUUGGUUAAGUUAUUGCCACUAAACGUCAGAUAUGUGAUGAGAUGAUUUGUCCAUGGCAGUCUGACACGGUGCACACGAACAACACCGCACAUUUAAACCGUGUAACGGACAACAAGAUUCCGACCGCAAAACUCUUCCCCUAUUUAUAUCAUAUACGUCGAUAUUUGGAUAUAUCUUCGUAUGCCUGUGGUAUUAACAUUUCAUCGGUCUUACGAAAAGCAUCUCGUUGCUUGUGAAGACAAAUUGAUUGUUGCUUUAAUUUGAAUCCUAAUAAAUGCCAGA